Molecule: messenger RNA, 2040 nt
Organism: Sparassis crispa
Lineage: Eukaryota; Fungi; Basidiomycota; Agaricomycetes; Polyporales; Sparassidaceae
Exons: 6
Coding region: 1-2040 (679 amino acids)
Biological process (GO): lipid metabolic process
Molecular function (GO): phosphoric diester hydrolase activity
Source: RefSeq, a predicted model, not a curated record
AUGCCAAACAUUCCUCCGAUUACGUUUCCUGGUCCAUUUGAUCUCAACCAAUGGCACGACCUCCCCAAGGUCCUGCCGUACUAUGAGGUCCUAGAGAGAAUCAAGACGGCUCUAUUGGCAGUAUUUCCUGAUUGCAACGUCUUGAUCGUCCGGACCGGCCGAGAUGACGACCCCGAGUUCCUUCGCGCCGACGGUCUGCAGCGAUCCCAUAUCGAGAUUUUCCGCCACAGCAUCAAAGCGAGUGCCACGUACGGAUACAACCUCUAUGUCUUCAAGGAGGGGACCGUGUACUAUCCCGGAGACAAGGGCGCAGAUUCGUUCAACUGCACCGAUAAACGCGACGAAGCUGAGAGUAUCUUCACUUUCACACGCCGAGGGGGUGCAAUAUCUGCCUUUCCUAACUUCUGCGAGGCAUUGUACAAGCGUCUGGACCCCGCAGUGGCAGUUACGGCAGCUAAGCGCGACCUCCUCAGGGAUCACCCCUCUGCGCACGUCUUGAUCGUUCCGGCUGAGAAGAAUGUUCGCAGUCUGAGCAUCCAGGAUCCAGCGAACUCCGCUGUCAUCCUGAACCAACUCGUUCAGGUCGUUCCCUUGUCCAAAUUCAAGGCGAAAAAAGGAGAGUACGCUUACUGGGUCUUCCUGGAAGGAAGCUUCUACUGCGAUGCGAUGUCAUCUGGUCACGCUCAAGCAUUCACUGCUAAUACGAAGUACGGCGAGAAUUACUACACAUUCUUCCGCUAUGAUGGGAAUCCCCACACGCUGAUCUCGUUCAACGCAGAGAAAUACAUGAAAUUGAAAAUCCCAGACGCGCUCAAAAAGGCGAAGGAGGAUCUCUUGCAUGAUUAUCCCCUCGAUUGCAUCCUCAUCUGCCACAAUCCGCGCAACACCCCUCUUCCGAAUCUGCCGCAGAACGAUAUCGUCUUCAAAAACCAUAUGGAAGUUCAUGACGGCAUGUUUGGCAGUAGCACCGGAUUCGAGGUGUUCGUUGCGCGUCAUACUUCCCCUCCAAAUAACAUCGUGUUCGAGCUUCUUGAUGACAGUUUGAAGUAUGACAAAGAGAUAUAUACCUUCGGUGGUGACUAUGACUUGUCAGGCAAGAUUCUGACAUUCAGGCCAAAGCUCGAUGUCAGCAUCGACGCUUCGCGGUGGAUGAGUUACCUGAGCGGGAAUGAGCUACUCUCGGAAUUGACGAUUCCGGGAACACACGACAGCUACGCCCGUGAAGAGACGGUACCUCCGUAUGGUGAACUCGCCCGCCUUGUCGUGGUGGCGAUGGCUGCAUGCCAGACCGACUCCAUUACGGCGCAGCUUGAGAACGGCAUCCGCUUCCUCGACCUGCGUUGCUCCUUUAGGAGCGAUGGCUCUAUCGGGAUGCGGCACGGUGCGAUUCCGCUGAUAGGAUCGCUCGAGGGGGUGGUGCAGGACAUCGCGUCGUUCCUUGGGAGCCAUGACCAGGAAGCCGUCGUCGUGUCGAUCAAGUGGGACGACGGCGCUGAACCCGCGAAUUUUGGCGGCGCUAUCUCCGACCUCAUCACGGUGCACAAAGUUGGGCAGUGGUACACACAGAAUGCGGUGCCCCGGCUGCAGGCCUGCCGGGGGAAGAUGGUGCUUCUGCGCAGGUACAAGGGUACCAUCGGCCUCGAUGUGGAGCAGUGGCCGCACAACGCGAAGGGUAACCCCAUCCCGACGAACCCGAACAUCGUGGUGCAGGACUUCUACGACAAGCCUACCUAUCAGGACAAGUGGGAUGCCAUAAAGCAGUUCUUCACAGUCGCGCAGGCUCUUCCCGUCUCACCGCACCUGUAUCUCAACUUCAUGACUGCGGUCGGCGCGAUUCCCCGGCCGAUCGAAUAUGCAUCCCAGAUGAAUUCAGAGCUGCACAAUUAUCUCAUCCCCUUCGAGAGCACCAAGUUAAGCAGUCCGGUCAGGUUGGGCGUGGUGGUCUUCGACUGCCCAGACUCCUUCGAUUUCGGCAGCACGCAUUCUCUCGUUUACAGGUUGCUUCUCCUCAACUUCCCUAAUGCUAAGCGCACGCCUUGA